AUGACACGAUAUCCAGAAAUGAACUGGAAGGCCAUAGAUUUGGCGGAAGAGUUUACGUUAUUUAAACAGAGAAAGGAAUUGUGUUUGAUCGACAACGAGGUAACAGAAGCAGCUAAACAAGCUAUAAAAAUCAAAAUUGCACUAGGCAACGAAGGGCUUCGAAAAAUCAACACUUCAGGUUUAUCAGGAACCGACCAGGAGGAUCCCACGAAGAUUUGUGAAAUUUUCGACAACCAACUUAAAGUUAAGGUUAACUUUAGAAUACAUCGCCUUGAACUCAUGAGAACGCUUAAUGGAACUGGUCAUCACGACAACCAAAAUAGAAUCAUUUCAGAAAAUCUACUCGAGAAAGCCAAAGGUCACCAGAUCGAGCAACUCCUCGAAGAUGGACGCAAAUAUGAAGCCAUAGCUGCUGGAAAAGAAUGCCUACAAACACUGAGCUCACACACAGUCAACGCCAUAUCUAAACCACAAAAUCCAAGAAAGACGUCAUGUGGAAACUGUGGUAGUACACAUCCACCACGGAAGUGCCCAGCUUAUUACGACACAUGCAAGAAAUGUGGGACUAAAGGACAUUGGGCGAAUGUAUGCCGAAAGUCAAGGUUCACACGAGAUCUGAGAAACAAGCACAAUCACCAGCCACAUAUACGAAAUCGAACACCCUCUAGACACAGAGGAAGAUCAGCUAACCGCAAGCAGUACCAUCGCAAACAUUCAGUUAAGGAGAUGACUAACGAUACUCAAUAUCAUCAUGACGAUGAAGCAGAAACCUCAGGUGAUGAAAUCUUUCACUCAAUUGAAGGAGGUGAGGAAGCAACCCAGCAGAACAAUGUCAUUCACUCAAUUGGAGUAACAGAGGCUUAUACGAUGAUCGAUAUCAUAUGCCGAAAUAAGACAGGCAGUCACCGAUUACACCUGAAAAUAGACACGGGAUCAAGCAGGAACACUCUGCCCCUACGUACUCUCAAACAAAUGUACAAAGACAACUGGAAUGCUGCACUAAAACCAACAACUGCCAGACGAACUGCCUACAACGGGUCAGAUAUACAGUGUAUAGGGACGAUACAGAUGUUAUGCAGGUAUAAAACCUCAGAUUGGUCCAAACAGACAUUCAUGUCAAUGGCCCAGCCAUAGCCGGUCUGCCAUUGUGCGAGACACUG
Anneissia japonica is the source of this 1160-nucleotide messenger RNA. RefSeq lists its product as uncharacterized. The coding region runs from base 1 to 1134 and encodes 377 amino acids. NCBI's taxonomy places the organism in Eukaryota, Metazoa, Echinodermata, Crinoidea, Comatulida, Comatulidae. The record is from RefSeq and is a predicted model, not a curated record. The transcript has 2 exons.